Molecule: messenger RNA, 785 nt
Organism: Anoplophora glabripennis (Asian longhorned beetle)
Lineage: Eukaryota; Metazoa; Arthropoda; Insecta; Coleoptera; Cerambycidae
Exons: 2
Source: RefSeq, a predicted model, not a curated record
GAAGUAACAUUUAUUGCGGUCCACCCUCUACAUUCUUCUUUGUUUUGCAGAUGUACGCCUUACUUUGUGUGAUAUCACAAUACCAGGAAUUGAAACAAGGAAGAGGGAGAGCCAGAGAUGAUCAAAUGUAUAGGAUACCAAAUGUCCACUACAGCUCCCAGCCAACUGCGACCAGCUACUUUAGUUCGAGGAAGCCAGUGACGUAUUACGAAACAAAACCUACACCAACGCAAAGUCCGACAGGCAUCCCACCCUCUGCUCCAAGCAUACCCGAUAUCCUGUCGCCGAAUAUUAAUAACAGAAGGGGAUCUAGGAAAUCGGUCAAAUUCCCCGAUAACUCAAACCUAACCCUUCACAAUGGAUCGCAACUAUUAGAUCCAUGGUCGAUAGAAGUGAAAUCCCCCAUGUUGCUUCCCAAAGGGAUCGACACCGCACCCCUUUUAGAUUCAAGUGUGCCACAAGUAACUCAAUCUAGUGUGUAGGAGUUAAGGAUUUGUAUAUACUUGUAAAUGUUGUUUUUGAGGUUUUUUAACACGUUUUUACAAGACAAACUAAUGGAAGUGUACAUAGAUGUAAACAAACCAGUGUAUAAAUUUUGUAUUUGUCAAAUAUAAGAGUAGUUUAUUUGUGUCAAUAAUGUCAAUUAAAUAACGACCGUCAAUAAUAUGUUUUUAUUUAAACAUGACGGUUUAUAUAUUAGCAGAAAUAUUUUGUACCUUUUUUAUCUCUUAAAGAAGAUCCAAAAUGACGUUGAAUGUUGGAUUAAUAUUUAAACUGUCGUUAUA